AUGGGCUUGUCUCGUCCUCCUAACCCCGCCCCUUCGCUCCCGACUCCCCCCCUUUUGAGGCGCCUCAAAAGUAACCCCGCCCCUUCUCUCCCGACUCCCCCCCCCCCCACCCCCUACUUCCCCCUCCCCCCUUUCCUGGCAAACCCUAAUCUUGGUUUAGCAGACGGAAGUGCUCAUACGGAAGUGCUCAUGUUGGAACGCCUCUCCCACCCCAACCUGGUCAGCCUGCGCGGCUACUGCGCUCACGGCGAGAUGGCGUUUCUCGUGUACGAAUACGUGUCCAAGGGCGCGCUCAACUACCACCUCUUUUCCACGGCCGACAAUGUGAUUCCCCUGUCGUGGCAGCAGCGGGUGCAGAUAGCCGUGGGAGCGGCAACAGGGCUGCACCAUUUGCACGAGAGGAACAUCAUUCACCGCGAUUUCAAAUCGUCCAACAUCCUGCUUGACGAUAACCUGGUGGCCAAAGUGAGCGACUUUGGGCUGGCCAAGGUGGGCCCGGUGGGGGAUCAGAGCUACGUGGAGACCAAGGUGAAGGGCACACCGGGGUAUAUCGACCCUGCUUACAUGGAGAGGGGAUGGCUCACUUGGAAGUCUGACGUGUAUGCCUUUGGAGUGGUGCUGCUGGAGCUUCUUCUGCUUACAGUGAUUGUGUAG
Molecule: messenger RNA, 654 nt
Organism: Closterium sp. Naga37s-1
Lineage: Eukaryota; Viridiplantae; Streptophyta; Zygnematophyceae; Desmidiales; Closteriaceae
Source: the annotation of a GenBank genome assembly